Apodemus sylvaticus (European woodmouse) is the source of this 1469-nucleotide messenger RNA. It is a transcript of the gene Dnd1, whose product is annotated as DND microRNA-mediated repression inhibitor 1. The transcript is spliced from 5 exons. The record is from RefSeq and is a predicted model, not a curated record. Gene Ontology annotation, molecular function: mRNA binding. The coding region runs from base 281 to 1351 and encodes 356 amino acids. NCBI's taxonomy places the organism in Eukaryota, Metazoa, Chordata, Mammalia, Rodentia, Muridae. Gene Ontology annotation, biological process: germ cell development; negative regulation of miRNA-mediated gene silencing; mRNA stabilization. Gene Ontology annotation, cellular component: cytoplasm; nucleus.
GGUCUUGCUAGAGGUUCUUGUAUCCAGUGUUUAUCCUGCCCCGGGGCUCCCUCCACUCCUCCCCCUUUUGGCAAUGGAGCUCCUCCCACCCACGGUCUUAAGGGGGGUUCGAAAUUUCCAAGGGCGCACGCAGCGUGCAAGGAUGCCUCCUCGAGAGGCGGGGUCGUGCUCAGAGCCAAUGAGAACUUGAGGAGGCGUGGAGAGCAGGGAAUCUUCCAGAGGCAGAAGCUGAAGCCCAAGGAAGAUCUAAAGAGGGACCUGCGAGACUUCGGAGAGAGAUAUGCAGUCCAAACGGGAGUGUGAGCAAUGGUGUGAAAGAGUGAAUCCAGAGAACAAAGCGGCCCUGGAGGCGUGGGUAAGGGAGACUGGCAUCCGCUUGGUGCAGGUCAACGGGCAAAGGAAGUAUGGCGGGCCACCCCCAGGUUGGGUGGGCAGCCCACCACCAUCAGGGUCUGAGGUGUUUAUCGGACGACUACCGCAGGAUGUGUACGAGCACCAGUUGAUCCCACUCUUCCAGCGCGUGGGACGUCUCUAUGAGUUCCGCCUAAUGAUGACCUUCAGUGGCUUGAACCGCGGCUUUGCCUAUGCACGCUACAGCUCGCGGCGCGGUGCCCAGGCCGCCAUUGCUACGCUGCACAACCACCAGCUGCGGCCUUCUUGCCAGCUCCUGGUGUGCCGAAGCACGGAGAAGUGCGAGCUGACGGUGGACGGGCUGCCUCUUAGCCUGAACCGCCGUGCGUUACUGCUCGCCCUGCAACCGCUCGGUCCCUGCCUGCAGGAGACACUGCUGCUACCCAGCCCUGGGUCUGCGCCCUCUCAGAUUGCGCUGCUCAAGUUCAGCACGCACCGAGCUGCUGCCAUGGCCAAAAAGGCCCUGGUAGAAGGCCAGUCACGCCUCUGUGGAGAGCAGGUGGCUGUGGAGUGGCUCAAGCCAGACCUGAAGCAACACUUCCGCCAACAGCUAGCCGGUCCCUCACUGCGCUUCCUCCGGCCAGAUGUCAGCCAACUAGGCCAGACCAGGGACAAGCUGGGGUCCCAAGGGGCUCGGGCUGCCCUGCAACUACUGUGUCAACAGAUGAAGCUAGGCAGCCCAGUGUUCCUUACCAAGUGUCUGGGGACAGGGCCUGCUGGCUGGCAUCGCUUUUGGUACCAGGUUGUUAUCCCUGGGCAUCCAGUGCCUUUCAGUGGCCUCAUCUGGGUUGUGCUGGCCUCUGAUUGGCAGGAUGGGCAUGAGGUGGCUAAGGAUGCUGUGUCUGCACAGCUGCUGGAGACACUGAGCACCCUAAACGGGAGAGCAGAACCUGUGCCAGCCCCCAGCCCAGCAGGCCUGGGCAGCAGCAGGGCCUGGUGACAGACAGCUUCCCCUGCUGGGACAGAACCCUGUCACUUCUAAGUUGUGAGGAACCUUGCCCUCCCCCACUGAGUCCCAAGUCCCUGCUUGGCAAGCAUUCACCACACCCGACCAAGUG